Messenger RNA from Penaeus chinensis, 1218 nucleotides. Its product is annotated as SAP30-binding protein-like. Gene Ontology annotation, cellular component: nucleus. Gene Ontology annotation, biological process: regulation of DNA-templated transcription. Lineage: Eukaryota; Metazoa; Arthropoda; Malacostraca; Decapoda; Penaeidae. The coding region runs from base 86 to 946 and encodes 286 amino acids. The record is from RefSeq and is a predicted model, not a curated record. The transcript has 7 exons.
AGGACGCUUCUCGGCGGAUGGGAAAUUUCUCACCAAAACAAAACGUUCGGAUUUUCAGCGGGGAAGAGGCUAAUGGUAGAGAGCUAUGUCUUUGGUUCAACUCACUGCCAACUACACGGACUCUGAGGGAGAGAACGAUGACCGCAUCAGUGACGACGGCUCACACAAAUCUUCACCCCUCACAAAUAGAGUGGCAGAGCUGCGUGACGAAGGCAGCCGGAGAGGAACGCCAGCUAGCGUAGAGUCCACAGGAUCAGGAACCCCUCAAAAAAAGUUGAAUAGACUUGUGUCGUAUGCUAAUGAAGAAGAUGAGGAGGAGGACGUGGAGGAUUUGCCGCCAGAAGAAGAAGAAGAAGAACCAGAUGAGGUGGUUAACUCUGAGCCAAUGGACACCGGCUCAGAUGAGGGAGAAGAGGAGAAGCCCGUAACAAGGGAUCUGGGGGUUCGGUUGCCUGCCCCUCCAGCAGGGAAGUGCUCUCCACAUCUUCAGGAAAAGGUGCAGAGGUUCCUGAAUGAAGUCCGCCGCGGCAACAAGGACUACAACAUGAUGAUCCAGAAUAACAAGGAGUUUCGCAAUCCCGGCAUUUACGAAAAGCUUAUUGAUCUCCUCCAGCUUGACGAGAUGGGAACAAAUUAUCCACUGGAUAUGUUUGAUCCGCAUUGUUGGGGGAAGGAGUCCUAUUAUGAUGAAAUAGCACGUGUACAGAAAGAAGAAAUGGACAGAAGAGAAAAGGAGCGAAAAGACAAGACAAAGGUGGACAUAAUCUCAGGUACCAAGAAACCCCAAGAGGAGGAAGCCGCCAAGAAAAGAAAAUCGCGUUUCGACCAAGGAGGACCCUCGACCAACAUCCUCAAACCUAUGGUUGCUCCUCCAACUCUCACUUCAGUGCCAUCAGGAACAAAAGCUACAAUAGAUGCUUUUGGAGGCUUGAAAAAGACAAAAUAGUUGUAGAAAACUUUUUUUUUUUUUUUAUCCUUUAUCUUUUUCUUUAAAAUAUCUACUGGAUUGAAAGAAAUAUAUUUAUAUUCCAGGCUCUCAUGAUUUUGUUAAGACAUUUAUUUUAACAUUCUAUGUAUUUUUUAUCAUUUUUAAAAAAAAUGUUGCCAUGUAUUAUACCAUGUUCUCAGAAAGUAGCAAACAGGUUUUGCUGACAUAAUAUUUGCAAGACAUUUUUGACCAUUUGUAUUCAUUUACUGUAAUGGAAUUAACAAUAUUGA